Molecule: messenger RNA, 1132 nt
Organism: Anoplophora glabripennis (Asian longhorned beetle)
Lineage: Eukaryota; Metazoa; Arthropoda; Insecta; Coleoptera; Cerambycidae
Gene: Tpi
Product: triosephosphate isomerase
Exons: 4
Coding region: 199-942 (247 amino acids)
Biological process (GO): glycolytic process; glyceraldehyde-3-phosphate biosynthetic process; gluconeogenesis
Cellular component (GO): cytosol
Molecular function (GO): triose-phosphate isomerase activity
Source: RefSeq, a predicted model, not a curated record
UUUUAACGAUUAGAGGUCACAUUGUCUCCCCAGUCUCAAGAUAGAGUGGUUAUUGGUCACAAGUUCAUAAAAUACCGGCAAAACUACAACAAAACUAAUUUUCUCUAAAUCCGUUAAUAAACUAGGUGUGCUACUAUCCUCAACGGCAAGCCCGAGGGUCAAUCUGCUUCCACAGGUGCUGUAAAGAAAGCCGCAGAAAUGGGACGCAAAUUCGUUGUUGGUGGCAAUUGGAAGAUGAAUGGAAAUAAGGAUCAGAUUGGGCAGAUACUCAACUUUUUGAAAGAUGGGCCCUUAAAUGCCGACACGGAAGUGGUUGUUGGGGUGCCCGCUAUCUAUUUAGAGUUCGUUAAGAAUAAUGCUCCUGGAAACGUCGAAGUCGCAGCUCAAAAUUGUUACAAGGCUGACAAAGGCGCUUUCACAGGGGAAAUUUCUCCACUUAUGCUUAAAGACAUUGGUGUGAACUGGGUCAUCCUGGGCCACUCCGAACGCCGUCAGAUCUUCGGUGAAUCCGAUGAACUGAUUGCUGACAAGGUAGCGUUUGCUUUAGAAAACGGUCUCAAAGUGAUCGCUUGCAUUGGUGAAACUUUGGAUGAACGCGAGGCUGGUAAGACUGAAGAAGUUGUUUUCAGACAAACAAAAGCCAUCGCUGACAAAGUCAAAGAUUGGUCGAACGUAGUCAUUGCCUACGAACCAGUCUGGGCUAUCGGGACGGGUAAAACCGCCACCCCCGAGCAGGCCCAGGAAGUUCACAAAGCCUUGAGGGAUUAUAUUUCCACCUCAAUAAGUGCAGACGUCGCGAGUAGUAUCAGGAUCCAGUACGGUGGUUCUGUCACUGGAGCGAACUGCAAGGAAUUGGGCUCACAGCCCGAUAUCGACGGUUUCCUAGUCGGGGGAGCUUCUUUGAAACCAGAGUUUGUUAGUAUUGUGAACGCGAAACAGUGAAGUACUGGGCGGCAAGUCAGGAGUAGGCCAUCGGCAAAAUUGCGUUAAGAAUAUGCACGUGUAAUGGCAAUGUCUUUAUUAUGAUUUAAAUUUAAUUGUUAAUAUUGAUUUGGAAUUUACUAUAGGAAAGCAAUUUAUCUUGUAAUCGAUUUCUUCGAGUUUUUUUAUUUAUUAAAGAACUUAAAAAAUA